UGUGGUUCAUUGAUUAUUAGUCUCUGUAUCGUCUGUAUUUGUCGUAUAGAAGGAAUCACAAGAUUGGUUUCUCUGAUAAGCAGUUGUCAGAAGAAAGUCGUGUAGAAUCAGUGAAUUAUUGGUAUAUUUCUGCUUUUUUUCUAUCUUAAACAAUUUUACUUUUACUCGAAAGAGCUGGGUCAUUUUAGUAAUUCCAAUUUAUUGAAUGUAAAUAUCGUUACGACUUUGUAAAAAUCAAAUAUGGGAUCGCUUUUUCGGAGCGAAGAGAUGACCUUGUGUCAACUCUUUUUGCAAAGUGAAGCAGCUUAUGCCUGUGUCUCAGAGCUCGGCGAGCUUGGACUGGUACAAUUUCGAGAUCUCAAUCCUGAUGUCAAUGCUUUUCAACGAAAAUUUGUCAAUGAAGUGCGCCGUUGUGAUGAAAUGGAACGUAAAUUGCGGUAUUUGGAAAAAGAGAUUAAAAAAGAUGGUAUUCCUAUGCUAGAUACUGGAGAAAAUCCAGAAGCUCCUCAACCUCGAGAAAUGAUAGAUCUUGAAGCAACAUUUGAAAAACUGGAAAAUGAGUUACGAGAGGUUAAUCAAAAUGCUGAAGCUCUUAAACGGAAUUUCUUGGAAUUGACUGAAUUAAAACAUAUACUUAGGAAAACUCAAGUCUUCUUCGAAGAGAUGGCAGACCCGAGCCGUGAGGAAGAACAAGUCACUCUCUUAGGUGAAGAGGGCCUCCGCGCUGGCGGCCAGGCUCUCAAGCUCGGUUUCGUCGCGGGAGUUAUCCUAAGAGAACGUAUCCCUGCGUUUGAACGCAUGUUAUGGCGUGCUUGCCGCGGUAAUGUAUUCUUACGUCAAGCUGAAAUUGAAACUCCUCUUGAAGAUCCUUCAACAGGGGACCAAGUUUUCAAGUCUGUAUUUAUCAUAUUCUUCCAAGGAGAUCAGUUGAAAACUCGAGUUAAAAAAAUCUGUGAAGGGUUCAGAGCUACUUUAUAUCCAUGCCCUGAAGCACCCGCUGACCGCCGUGAAAUGGCUAUGGGUGUCAUGACACGGAUUGAGGAUUUAAAUACAGUUCUUGGUCAAACUCAAGAUCACCGACAUCGAGUCUUAGUAGCUGCUGCAAAAAAUAUUAAAAACUGGUUCGUGAAAGUCCGAAAGAUCAAGGCGAUUUACCAUACUUUGAAUUUAUUCAACUUGGAUGUUACACAGAAAUGUUUAAUUGCUGAAUGCUGGGUCCCAGUGUUGGACAUUGAAACAAUUCAACUUGCAUUACGUCGUGGAACUGAGCGUAGUGGUAGUUCCGUUCCACCGAUUUUAAAUCGUAUGGAAACCUUCGAAGAUCCUCCCACGUACAAUCGGACAAACAAGUUUACGAAAGGGUUUCAAGCUCUAAUAGAUGCAUACGGAGUUGCUUCUUACAGAGAGAUGAAUCCAGCUCCUUACACGAUAAUAACAUUCCCAUUUCUAUUUGCUGUAAUGUUCGGAGAUACAGGUCAUGGGCUUAUCAUGUUCCUCUUUGGUGGCUGGAUGGUGUUAAAAGAAAAAGGACUCGCUGCGAAGAAAUCUGAUAAUGAAAUUUGGAAUAUUUUCUUCGGUGGUCGAUAUAUUAUUUUCUUAAUGGGUUUAUUUUCAAUGUAUACUGGAAUUAUAUACAACGAUAUAUUCUCUAAAUCGUUGAACGUUUUCGGAUCGUACUGGAGAGUUAGCUACAACUAUACCACAAUAUAUUCAAAUAAGCAGUUGCAACUAAAUCCUAGUGAAAAGGAUCAAUUUUUACAAUUUCCGUACCCGAUAGGAAUGGAUCCAGUGUGGCAGUUAGCAGAAAAUAAAAUCAUUUUUUUAAACUCAUACAAAAUGAAAAUCUCAAUCAUUUUUGGUGUUAUACAUAUGUUGUUUGGUGUAUUUGUUGGAUUAUGGAACCAUUUGUACUUUAAAAGAAAACUUAGCAUAAUUUGUGAAUUUAUCCCACAAAUUAUCUUUCUGGUGUUCCUCUUCUUAUAUAUGGUACUUCUUAUGUUCAUGAAAUGGAUUAAGUAUGGUCCCAAUAGUGAUGGUACAGAUACAGAACACGGUCCUUUUUGUGCACCAUCUGUACUAGUUACCUUUAUCAAUAUGGUGUUGUUUAAUCCUGGAACUGCACCAAAGGAAUGCACGCCAUGGAUGUAUGCUGGACAAGAAGGAUUCCAAACACUUCUUGUGGUUAUAUCUGUUCUGUGUAUCCCAUGGAUGUUGUUCGCAAAGCCCUUUAUGCUAAUGUACAAUAGAAAGAAGCAACACCAACAGUUAAACAAUCAUGGAACAGAAAAUGGGGAUGUAGAAGGUGGUGUUGAUACAAUCCAGCCAAACAGUGGCAUUGUUCAAGGUGGUCACAAGGAAGAAGAAGAAGAGAUGGGCGAAAUGUUUAUUCAUCAAGGAAUUCACACUAUUGAAUAUGUUCUUGGCAGUGUAUCUCAUACUGCGUCAUAUUUGCGUUUAUGGGCUUUAUCACUUGCUCAUGCUCAAUUAUCAGAAGUUUUGUGGACCAUGGUCAUGAGAAAUGGAUUAACACGCGAAGGUUGGUCAGGAGGUAUUAUUUUAUGGGCUGUGUUUGCAUUUUGGGCUGUUUUAACCAUCGGUAUCUUAGUACUUAUGGAAGGAUUAUCAGCUUUCUUACACACAUUGCGGCUUCAUUGGGUUGAAUUCCAAAGUAAAUUUUAUUCUGGGGAAGGAUAUAGUUUCCAGCCAUUCUCGUUUGAAAUUAUUUUGGACGCUGCGCAAUCCACCGCAGAGGACUAAAAUAAAGAAACUUCAUUUACAAUAUACAUUACCAGUAAU
Molecule: messenger RNA, 2796 nt
Organism: Dufourea novaeangliae
Lineage: Eukaryota; Metazoa; Arthropoda; Insecta; Hymenoptera; Halictidae
Gene: Vha100-1
Product: V-type proton ATPase 116 kDa subunit a isoform 1
Exons: 11
Coding region: 241-2757 (838 amino acids)
Biological process (GO): proton transmembrane transport; vacuolar acidification
Cellular component (GO): vacuolar proton-transporting V-type ATPase, V0 domain; vacuolar proton-transporting V-type ATPase complex; plasma membrane
Molecular function (GO): ATPase binding; proton-transporting ATPase activity, rotational mechanism
Source: RefSeq, a predicted model, not a curated record